AUGGCAGCUUCAGGUUAUUGGAAGGCUGCGGGAACUGAUAAACCAAUUCUCAGUUCAUGUGGAGCAAGGAUAUUUGGAGUGAAAAAAGCUCUGGUGUUCUAUAGAGGACGCCCUCCAAGAGGAAUCAAGACGGACAGGAACAUGCAGGAGUACAGAUUGCCUGAAGCAACGAGGCUGACUUCCAAGCAAAAAAGAUGCAUGAGGACACGGUUUUCUAGCAUAAGCUUUGAAGCUAGCAAAAACUCUACUACAGUCUGUGAAGGCUAUUCUGACACAAACUAUUCACAAUACUCGGUCCCACCUUUUGACAAUUCAAUCAAUGGACAGAAGAGAAAGCAGCCCACUGAAGGAACUCAGUAUGAGAAUAUCAUCCAACCCAAGAAGAAGGUAACUGACAGAGAUGAUCAAUGGAGCGACGACAGAACUGAAUCGAAUAAUUAUGUAGUACAAACCAGUUUGAAGGUAACAACUUCAACACCAACCAGUGGAAUUCUAUAA
Molecule: messenger RNA, 498 nt
Organism: Camellia sinensis
Lineage: Eukaryota; Viridiplantae; Streptophyta; Magnoliopsida; Ericales; Theaceae
Source: RefSeq, a predicted model, not a curated record